GCCUCUUGAUUGGCGUUAAACCUAAAAUGUCUUCAAAUCCGCGACGAUGUUUCUUGCGUAACUUGACAUAAACUAUCAAUGGGUGAGGUUACAAACCAUUUUUAGACGUUACUGCUGACGUUUCUAGUUUUCCCAAAGCUUCCGUUUCGCUCUGGCAGUGAUUGGACUGGUCUGCACUUUUUUUUUUCAUCCACCGGCAAGCUAGCUUAAGCGGCCGUAUAACAAGUCGCACAUUCUCCACUUCAAUGGAGGCGCAGCCCAAAGAUCGGGCACGGGACAGUCGAAAUCAGCACCGCGGAGACGACGCCAGCCCUCCUCGGUGGACCCCUGGCCUAAAACAUGAGCAGAACCACUUCCACCAGCGCCAGCAUCAGGAAACGAACGCGAAGAAAACAGGCCACAAAAAAGUAAGCGUUGGUGAGGAGGAGGUGGAAAAGAGCAGGCAUUUGUUUACUACCGUUGGUAUGCCGCAUCCUCCCAACAGCAAUGGAAACAGACACGCAAGUAACACAAACGUGAAGAAGUCGACGACGCGGCUGUACUCGGCGGCUCCGAAAGCCGGCGGCAAAGGACUAGACUACAAAAAGACUAUGGACCUAAAGAAUGAUAAAGCUGUUGACUCGAAUCAUCAAGAGGAUAAGAAAGACGCCGCGUUGCUUCAAAACGGUGUCGCGCAUACCGACGUUAUUCUUAAUGGCUACUCGUGCAAGGACUACGACGGCAGCGGAUCGGAGGCUGGCUAUACCGUGUCCAAGAAACAUAAGGCAAGAUGUAACGUGAAGAACACCGACAACGCCAUGGGAGAGCAGGAGGCUGCGACUUUCAAUAUGGAGGCCGCCGAGAAAGGAGGGACUUCUCGACCCGACUGCUUAAAAGCCACGCACAAAGCGGAGACUCAGUCGGCGCCGAGACGGACCGAGGCCUCGGUAGGGGAACCUUCGAGGAAAAACUCUUUGGGUAAAAAGAUUGAGGAGCGACACAAAGCCAAGGUAUGCUCACCUUCAAAAGAGGAUUCGUGGACUUUGUUCAAGCCACCUCCAGUGUUUCCUGUGGACAAUAGCAGUGCUAAAAUAGUUCCCAAGAUCAGUUAUGCAAGUAAAGUCAAAGAGAACCUCAACAAAGUAGCUCAAGGUGGAGCAGAAGUAGUGCCUCCUCCCGUCAGACUGUCGCAGGUUCCCAUGUCCGCUAUGAAAACCAUCACUUCGGCUAGCUUUACUAACGGGCCGGUUUCCGCCAGCGGGAAUGGUACCUUCUUUUCGCCCGCCGCUACGGCGAGUGGGGACAAUGUAGCAUCUCCUUUAGAAAGUAAGUGUAACUCUAGCUCUACAAGCAGCCCCCCCAUUAAGGGGGAGGCGUACGAACUGAGAAAGUAUUCUCUUUUAAUUUACCCUUUAAAUAUGCAAGCCGCGCUCCCUAGUGCCCGCCACCUCAACCCGCCGGCUACUCAGACAAAUCAAAAAGCCCUGGGAGAAAUCUUCCAAAAUAAAUGGGGGCUGUCCUUCAUUAACGAGCCCAACUUGGCGCCGGAAGGCGGGAGCGGCCCGCCGCCCGCGCAGGACGGCCUACCUCCGGGCCAGCGUCGGGCCAAGCCGUGCUUCGAAGGCCCUUUCUUCCUGGAGACGGGCACUUUGGCUCAAGACGGCGAGAAAAGGACGUUUAUUAUUUCGCCCGCUCGCGUCCCGGCCAAGGAGGAGAACGGAGAAAAGACGAGCGCGGACGCGCCCCGUAAGGAAAGCGCUGCUAAGCUCGCGCAGGGCCACGCCGACACCGUGUCGUUUGGCACGUCCAAAGAACAGGUCUCGUUGAAAGAUGUCUGCAGAAGGCGGAGUUGGGGGGCAUUCGAUGUCAAAGCUGCUGUCACUUAUCACACUAAAGAAAUGGAAUACGUUUUCAGCUUGCAAAAACAAUAUCCAAAUCUAGUACUGGUUUAUGACGAGGCCGAGGACGGACCCGAUCAAUGAGGUAGACGUCCGCAGUAAUUGACUGCGUCUCUUCUGGGUGCUGUAGUUCCUCCUCGGAUAUCCAAGAUGGUAUGGAAGCGGACAACUGUGAAAAACAUUUUUAGCGCGCCGACAACUUCUUCGAGGCCUUCGGACGAUAAAGGAAAUCCUUCGAUCGGUGCCUCUACAAUACAAACAACGGACACUCGCACCCGUCGGGCCGUGACCAAUUUGGCCGCCGACGACCGCCAAGAGAAGGUGCCAUUAUUGAAGCGCGUCUCCAUAAAGCCUUUCCCCACGGUCGACCGUCAAACUGCGGAACGCUUUGAAAGAAGUUGACCUUUUAAAAAGAACGCCUACCUUUCCGGUGGCGCGGAACGAUAAAAAUCAGCAGGGCAACUUCCCACCCCCGUCCCGGUGUUCCUCAACCAAAAUGAAACCAUUUCACGUCGUCUGGUUCACUUCCAUAUCUGUAAGGACCGUCGCUUCCGAGACUAUUCUGAUCCAUUUUGGUUGAGUGGACGGCAGCGCACGGGAGUAACGCGUCGUCGGCCUGUAACAACCUUGCCUCGGCCUUUUUUUGUUUUUAUUUUUGUCGUUUGUCCCGUCCGCGUCAUGCUUGUUCACCGGUGGAAUUCGUCGAGGAGGCUCGCAAUGACACCCGGGUUGAAAUGCGAUAGGUUGUUACGAGGCGGUGCCGUUUUAGGAAGCUGUAACGAACUUAACGUGUUAGGUCUAGGAAGCCCAAAUUUGCCCAUCGCGAUGUCAUUUUCAUCACAUCUCCAAAUCGGUAUUGAUGAACACAACAGUAGACCUUUGAGGCUUUAAAAAGCAUCAAUUUGAUUAACAUGUGGAUCGUUAGCACUUUAUGUAAACUAAUUGCGUUUAUGUUAGUUACUAGAGAUCUAUCAACCUCUCCCUAUAUAAAUGGCUCUGGGCUGUUACUUGUCUGAACAAACAAUUAAAAAUGUAACUCAGGAAGCAUUUACAAAGCCAUGACUAAUGACUUAAUUUUUCUUUUUGUCCCCUGUCGCAAUACCCCCUAAUUUGGAGUUAUUUAUAACACCUCGACUCGUUUUUAGUGAAAGCCCUUUCGAUAUCUUUAGUCAUGGACUCGGUUCAAAAUACCGUGUUUUCCACACUAUCAGGCGCACGUUCAAUAAAUGGCCUAUUUUUAAAGGGUAACACGGAUAGAAAGACAUGUAGUUCUUAGAAGAUAAAUGUUAGUACGAGUUCUAAUAAUUCGAUAUUAAAACCCCCUCUAAAAAUGUUUUCGUUUUAAUAAAAUUUAUAAAAUUAUUUUAACUUGUAGGUCGCCAUUGCGGUGACAUCACAUGGACAUGUCCACUGUUCUGCCCUUCCAAUUUGAACCAGAGUGGAACAUUAAUGAGCAAAAGCAAAUGGAACAGGAAAUACUGGAUGAGACGAGUAGUGUUCAUGUGUCAAGUUCACUAGUGACGAGAGCAGGAGUGUGUUUGAUGUCAUGUUUGCAGAUCUUCACGGUAAACUAUUGUGUGAUCCACUAUUAUUAUGGAGAUAGUUAGCAUUCAGAGCUGCCGUGUGCUUUACACAUGAUUAGUGAAACAUAGCAGUUUUGAUUAAUUUUGCUGAUAGUCUGGGGCCGUACAUCACAAAACACGAAAACGUUUGCCUCGACCGAGACUUCUAAUGACGUCCUACCUUAUUUUUGUCACGGAAAAGCAGAUGUCCAGAUUGUCUAUCAGCCUGCUGGUUGCUUCCCGGUGAAUAAGCGAUAUGUAAAACGAACAAAUGUAUUAAUGCCAAACAGAUUACAAUGACGACUUAUUUUGCACAUUGAGAUCUAAGAGGCAAGUGGAUACAGGUGUUCAUUGGACCGCGCCGUUUAUUGGCAUAAGCGUCGGCAAAUCCUUCACAACAAGCAUAAGUAUAUUACAGCGAAUAUACAAUUAAAAAUAUUCAAAUCUCUCAAAAAAAUAAUGUUCACAAAAAAAAAAAAAAAGCGCUUCAAUCUGUAUUAGUGAGGUCCUAUUCUCACACGGUUAAACAACAAUGCAAAUAGAACUGGCAUUCACAUAUAAAACUUUCUCAGACUUUGGUAAAACUCUAAAACAUUUUAGCAACUCGUGUAACUCAACAAAUACAUUGGAUGGCAAUAUUUAGUCACAAUGUACAAACUAUAAUGCUGGGAGCCAUUAAUAUUAUGAUGGGCGGUUGGUAGCUUGUGUUGUCCUGGGACCGAAGGGUCAGCGGUUCGAUUCCCGGCUAUGACUGCCCACUGUGGAAGUGCCCUUGGGCAAGGCACUGAACCCCAACUUGCCCCCAAUGGGUUGGCAGCUCCUUGCAUGGCAGUAACACCAUUGGUGUGCGAAUGUGUGCGUUAAAGGGUAAAUGUGUGCUAAUGUAAAGCGCUUUGGGCAUUGUAACGAUGUAGAUAAAGCGCUAUAUAAGUACACUCCAUUUACCAUUUAUCAGGAGUCUUGUACGUUGUGAAGACAACACUCACGUCAGUCGAGGGACAAAACGCACUCGUUGGCUUGAUCUCUAAUUUAAAACUCGCCAUUUACACCAUGUGGUGUAUUUAAAUCGCUACCUUAGAUAGUUAAAGAGUGACACUGUGGAAGUACGGCAGGGAGCCCAGGUGACGUCAUCUACUAUGACAACAACAACAAUGGCGAGCUAUUAGUUUUAUAAUUUAAUAAAACAAAAACAUUAAGAGGGGUUUUAAUAUCAAAUUAUUAUAACUUGUACUAACAUUUGUCUUUUAAGAAGUUCAUGUCUUUCUAUCCAAGGUACCCUUUAAAAUGUUUUCAUAUAAAGCAUGUACUGUAUUAUAAGGGGCAGUAGUAGUAGUGGUUGGGGUUGCGUUAUGCAUCAACUAGAUCACAGGUGUCAAACAGAUUCCAGAAAGGGCUAGGUGGGUGCAGGUUUGCUUUCCAACCAAUGAAGAGGACACCUUUUUACCAAUCAGAUCUUUUACAUGUAUAAUCAGUUAAACUUUGUCAGGUGCUGCUUGUUUCAGUAGGAAAUUCAUUGGUUAAACUGCACGGUAUCAGUUGGAACAAAAUCCAGCACCCACUUGGCCCUCUCUGAAAUCGGUUUGACGCCUGUGCACUAGAUGGAGGUGAGCUAAAGGGAAAGUCAUGCCAUGAUUAGGCAAUAUUGAUCUAUACUGGACUGUCUCAGAAAAUUAGAAUACACAAUAUUCUAAUUUUCUGAGACAGUCCUGUAUAUUGUUCUAUGUAAAGGACGUCAGCCAAGGUCGGCCCCCCACAUUUUUACCACGCCAAAUCUGGUCCCCUUUGCAAAAAGUUUGGACACCCCUGCUUUAAAUGGUGGAUUAAUGUACAGGACUGUCUCAGAAAAUUAGAAUAUUGUGUAUUCUAAUUUUCUGAGACAGUCCAGUAUAAGGUGCGCCUUAUAUUACGGAAAAUGCGGUAACUUUAAUUUGAAUUAUGUUUGUCAAAUGUACUGUUUUUUUUUCUUUCUCCUUUUUGAAUUAUGCUAGCUUACUCGUGUAAGAGUUGAUGAGCUCUUACCCGAUUAUUGAUUUCUCGAGCAGCAGCCGCAAUCCCUCAAGUAAUCCUCUCGCUGCCUUGGCUUGAUUAGACCUCAGCGCAGAGACGGACAUGUUUCCCCCGACUCUUCACAAGUCUACUAGAUAUUUAACUUAAAGCAACACUAGGUAACUUUUCAACCUUUAUAAAAUAUUUUCAUAACAUUUGUGGUAUGUCAACUGUAGGCAUGUGCCGGAAUAAGAUUUUGGCGGUAUGAUAACUUUAAGCAAAAAUAAGUUUCACGGUACUGCAAAUAUAGCUCUGAAAUGUAUUAUUUUGAUAAGUAUGGGUAAAAAAAAAAAAAAAAAUCAAUUGAGCAGGAUUUUUCACAACAUAUUUGCAAAUUGGAACGUCAACUUGAAUAUAAUACUUAAAAACAUAAAAUAAAUAAUUGAAAUAUUUGAAACCAAACUGAAAUAAAUAGAACUUAUAGACCAAGCCACAGCUCGAGUUGCUCAACAUGGGAACAAGAACCCUUGGUAAUAAUAAAACAGGACUUAAACAAUAUAUGAUUAAAUUAAUUGUAUGUAAAACACAUAAAAAACACUACUACUAUAAUUAGUUGAAUAUUAAUGGAAAGUGAGAGUAAGAGACGGCAUGUGCGUAUGACUCAUGUAAUUAUUUACACGUUAUACACACACCCUCUCUUAACAAAGUCUCCAGAGAGGGAAAAAAACUACAAAGACUGUAUUAUUUUGAACAGAUGUUUACAAUGGCUGAAGACUUUACAAAGUAGGCUAAUGGUAGAGAGGAAACUAUUUAGCUAUCUUAGCAUGCUAACUUGGCACGUUAUCUGCCUCGUUAACAAGCUUGCAUUACUGUAUUUGUUUUACCAUCGCUAGACACACUAAACACACUGGAGUGAGCUCUCGUAGCUGGUGGGAAAUGUUCACGACAGUGUUUACUUAAAAUUUCUAUAAACUGACGGAUGAUGGUCACGUAAAAAUCAGGUUGGAGUUGCUGCUGUCCUUCCUCUAACCUGCGGCCGUCUGUUUGGUUUCAGUAGCCAAAGUACUCCCAUACUAGCAACUUUUUCUUUUUUGAGGGGGGGGGAAGCCCUGGUGUAGUGUCACCUACAGACAUAGGACAGAGCAACAACCGGUGGGAAAAAGAUAAGUGCUGCCGCUCCAAGCUAAGGAUUUCUCGCUGCAUUUUUGGGACAUAAAAUAGCUAAUACCGUAUUAUGGUAUGAUCGAAAAUUUUAGUGGUUUGGAAACCGUGACGUUUUCAUACCACGGUAAACAUUAAAACCAGUAACCGGCACAUGCCUAGUCAACUAGUUGAAUGACACGUCUUUUAUAUCUUUAGGGCGUCUAUCACUUUCACUGGCACUAAGGGUGGCAGGAAACCUGCCACACACCCACACAAAAAAACUACAAAUGUGCUGACUGCUUUACGGCACACGUCACUUUCCCCAUUCAAUAUAAAGAUGGAAGUAGAUUUUUAACGCUUUUGUGCGAAUUCUGCAAAGAUGGCAAAGCGACAAAAAGUUGUCCGAGGAGGGGUAUAAAGGGAGGCUACCAGGAUACCCUCGAACUAAUAUUGGCCUGGCUUUCGCUCGCUGGCGUGACGAGCGACCGAUUCCCCCACCCCAACCGAACUCAUCAACUCUUGACGCCUUCAGGUGGUGUGGGCGGUUAGCCACACUAAACCACAUGGUUGCUAACCAUCAUAUGCUAUUGUUUAGCUACAACUGGAUUCAUUACCUUAUUACUAUUCAUCCUUCACACGGCCGUUGGAAACAGAAUUUUAAUCGUUGAAUCCAUCUGCAGGGAACCUGAAGAUCAUGAUUUUACGACACUGUGCAGGUGCGCACUGGUCCUCAUGGGAAACGCAGUCUUCCUUGGGGCAAAACACUACCGCUUUUGUCCACCGGCGUUGCAAAACUCAAACUGAAAAGUUACAAAGUGUUGCUUUAAAAACGCCUUUAGCGCCUAAGAAAGAGUACGCUUUCCAAAAAAAAAAAAAAAAGGAAAACAUGUCAAUUUUUUUUUUUUUUUUAACACAGCACAACUAUGUAUCAGGUUGUCUUUGGGCAUCUUUAGGCUUCUGAGAGUCGAAACAGGGUGAUCAAAAAUGAGUAUGUUUGCAACGAUUCCUGUUAAUUUUGUUUUAAAAUGUAUGAAGCUCCA
Molecule: messenger RNA, 7608 nt
Organism: Corythoichthys intestinalis (scribbled pipefish)
Lineage: Eukaryota; Metazoa; Chordata; Actinopteri; Syngnathiformes; Syngnathidae
Gene: nufip2
Product: nuclear FMR1 interacting protein 2
Exons: 4
Coding region: 246-1961 (571 amino acids)
Cellular component (GO): nucleoplasm; cytoplasmic stress granule
Molecular function (GO): RNA binding
Source: RefSeq, a predicted model, not a curated record